AUGCAAUACAUGUCAAUUGAGAAGAAGGGUACAGUUGAUGGGAAGAUUCCUGAGCACCUAAUAUUGUCAAGCAUCGAUCAUACAUGCCAGUGUCUCCAUGCCACUAAAGAAUUAUUAGCUCCAGUUCCUCAUGCUAGUGAAGACAUCCUUGAUUUCCUUGCUGCUCAAGCAGAACUACUACUCCAUCUUAUUAUCUCCCUAUACAAAAGGUUGUCCUUACCUGCUAGUGUGCACAUCUGGAAAACCUCGGGUUAUGGCCUCAAAGUGUUGAGUGGCUUCAGGCCAGGAGUUGUUGGUGGCAGAACAACAAUAAGGGUUUUACUUGUGUUGCUCCUCUUGUCAGUUGAGUUGAUUAGAUUGAAUUCAGGUUCAGAUGAGGUGACUCAGAUGGAAUCUGUUGAAGUCGUUGCCGAGGCAACUAAUGCAAGUUUGGGGCUAUUACCCAUUCUUUGCAACUGUAUUGAACCGGCUGACAACUGUACCCCUAUCCCUGACUACUAUUGA
Messenger RNA from Ilex paraguariensis (yerba mate), 504 nucleotides. NCBI's taxonomy places the organism in Eukaryota, Viridiplantae, Streptophyta, Magnoliopsida, Aquifoliales, Aquifoliaceae. The record is from the annotation of a GenBank genome assembly.